AUGGAGCAUAGCGCCGAAGAGCCAGUCUCCUCAAGCAAAAAUCAUGGGGGACCUCAAUUUCAGACCAUGGACGACUUCAUAAAGGAAGGAGAUGAGAGAGAAGCAGUACUUCUAGCGAGCAAACCACCUCCUAAAACGCAACCUCUUGGAAAGAAGCAAAAACGUGUAGUUGACAUCGAGGCCCUUACUGCUGAAGCACGUGCGCUGGAGGCGAUUGGUGAUACAAAUUGGAUUGGCAAAUUAAAUGAGUACCGCAGUUCUCAUCCACCACUCGAGGGGUUGACAUACACCGAAAAUACAAUAACAGAGAGCACCCCGCGGUUCACGUGCACAGUCACCAUCCGCGAAACCCCCCUAACUUUUGGUGGUAGUUCAGUCUCAUUUGGCAAUAAGAAGACUGCCAAGCAUUAUGCCUCUAAGAGAGCCAUUGAUUGGCUUAUCGGAAAUGGAUUUAUGCCCGCGGAUGGCUCUGUGAAAUUCCCCAAAGUCCCCCAAGCUGAACCUGCCAAAUCCAAAGCUACUGGAACUGCAUCAGAGGAUAAACCCAAAACAUUUGCCAGUCAGGUUCCUGACCUUUGUACCCGGUUAGGUUUUGACAUGCCAAGGUACGAGCUAACGAAAGCACAAGAGAGCGUCUCUCUUUGGGAUGGAUAUGCCUACUUCUCGGGGGACCCGCGCAUUACUGGUAAAGUAGGACAGGUUAACAACGUCUUUGGGCAAAAGAAAGCGAAAGAGAUGAUUGCAGAGGAGCUCUUGAGUUUCUUGAAGGACAUUGAGAGGCAGAGGCUAGAGUUUGAUGAGAUAGAGAGAAAAAGGAAAAGAUCCUCGGCUGGCUCUGUGCAUGAAGAUUUGGCAACACAGGCUGCUAAGAUCGUGAAAUCUGAGAAGCCCCACGCUGCUGAUUUCUUUAAUUAG
Molecule: messenger RNA, 915 nt
Organism: Venustampulla echinocandica
Lineage: Eukaryota; Fungi; Ascomycota; Leotiomycetes; Helotiales; Pleuroascaceae
Exons: 2
Coding region: 1-915 (304 amino acids)
Source: RefSeq, a predicted model, not a curated record